AUGGCGAACCGAAACUCGCUCAUGGCUAUUGCCAAGCGGAAUUCAGCCUACCUCGUACCCAUGAACGUGAUAGACCCUCGAGCAUCGUGGGCCGGACAGCACAGCCAGCCUGGGCAGCCGCCUGCCUCUUUUCAACCAUCGAGUAACACAACACGCAUUGAAGAAGACGAACUUUCGCUCACGAGAUAUGAAACGAAUGAUACGCUCAAGGACGAUCCGAAGGUUGAAGAGAAAGAGGAUAUUGUCCUGGGCAGUACAGAAAUCUUCGACAAAGAUGGAAACCUGAGAUUGAUUCCGACGCCAACGCCCGACCCAAAAGACCCGCUGAACCUCAAGGAUUGGCGGAAAUGGCUUGCAGUGGCUUCUAUGUGCUUUUUCGGCUCCAUCUCACUGGCCGCAGAGAUAGCCAUUGCUGGCUUGACUCCCGUCUUUCUCCUGGAGUACUCCGGCGUUGAUCCCGCGUCGACUCUGAAGCAUGCCGAUCUUAAAGGCAACCCAGACCCUCUGGCCGUUAUCCCUCCCGGUGUUCAGCCUGUUUCACUUGCCCAAGUCUCUUUGCUUGCCACUAUCCCUCUUCUCAGCAACGGCUUCGCGACGUACUUACUAGUCCCACUGUCCACUGCUAUCGGCCGACGACCAGUCCUGAUCUUGACAUCUACUUUGUCUUGGGCCUCAGGGUUUUGGGCAGGUGCGAGCACAUCACUAACCAGCCACAUCGCCGCAAGAGUCUUCCACGGCCUCGGCUCAGGGGCAGUCGAGGCCUUGCUUCCUUUGAUUGUCCAGGACAUCAUGUUUAUUCAUCAACGCAAUAAGGCUGUAGCAGCUAUCAUUGCAGCUCAGGGCCCGAUGAUUAUUACCUUUGGUAUUCUGGCUCCCUGGAUAUCGGUCAACUAUACUUGGCGAUGGGUCUAUUUCAUUACAUCUGCCAUUGGGAUAUUUGCUUGGUUUUUCUUGAUCGCUUUCGUACCCGAAUCUAGGAGGCAACGAUCCAAGGAAGAGCUCGUUGGUCACCAGCUCUGGCCGGUCGAGCCGGGUGAGAACCGUACGAAACUGGAUUACGUCGCUUACGGUCGUCGCACUCGGUGGGACGACAUUGGUUUCUUCCAAUACGGAUUCGAAUGGAAAGAGGGUGCAAGCCAAAUUCUCGCUACAGCCAAGACAACAAUCUUUCCUGCGGUCAUAUUCUGCACCUUAUUGCAGACGGCAUUCGGUAUUGUCAUGGGUGCCAGUGGCCAAGCUGUCUCAUUCGCUCUUCUGGCUGCAGGCAUACCAUUCGAGCUGACUGGUCUGAGUAACCUAACCCAGAUCGUGUCUACCAUUGCUGUCUUCCUCAUCGGUGGUACUCUUUCCGACAAGGUCACCUUGUGGAUAUCAAAACGCCGAGGAUCACGCGAGCCUGAGUAUCAGCUAAUCAACCUCAUCAUUCCAAUUGUCUUUGCUAUUGUCGGCUCUAUAGUCUUUGGUUAUGCUGACCAGUUCCAUUUGCACUACAUGGUCCUGCUUCUCGGACAAUUUUUCCUUAUGACUUCGCCGCUUAUGGCCGCACCAAUCAUCAAUAACUAUGUUAUUGAAAGCUAUCCUCAGUGGGCUGGAGCUGUUUUAACAAACGUCUCCGUGCUUCGUAUCUUUACCUCGUUUUAUUUCAACACUCAAGUGACAACUUGGAUAUCUGAGCUUGGCCCGCUCCGAUUCAUGUCAUACAUCGCCGUUGCGCUUCUUGUUGUGUCGUCCGGCAUUCCAAUCCUUUUUAUCUACGGAAAAUGGCUCCGUAAUUUGACGUCCGGGAAGGUUAAGAAGUCUCGGAAGAAGGGCAGCGGGUGGGAAAAUGAAUAG
Molecule: messenger RNA, 1833 nt
Organism: Diaporthe amygdali
Lineage: Eukaryota; Fungi; Ascomycota; Sordariomycetes; Diaporthales; Diaporthaceae
Product: major facilitator superfamily transporter
Exons: 6
Coding region: 1-1833 (610 amino acids)
Biological process (GO): transmembrane transport
Molecular function (GO): transmembrane transporter activity
Source: RefSeq, a predicted model, not a curated record